Bipolaris victoriae FI3 is the source of this 1287-nucleotide messenger RNA. RefSeq lists its product as hypothetical. The transcript has 3 exons. Lineage: Eukaryota; Fungi; Ascomycota; Dothideomycetes; Pleosporales; Pleosporaceae. Bases 1 to 1287 code for a protein of 428 amino acids. The record is from RefSeq and is a predicted model, not a curated record.
AUGAAGCUCCAAUUCGUCUUUGCUGUAUUGGUAGCCACUCUCGCCAGUGCUCGCGUGGUAGUGUCUCCGUGCCCAUUACCUGAACACGUCACCCAUGUCAACUUCACUCUCGUCGAUGCUGCCUCUGUUAACUCAAACUCUUCCUCCAAAGCUCAUACUUUUGCCGAACCAACCAAGUUCGAAAAGUCUGCUGAAAUCGGACGUACGCUCGAUGCGGCCAUGAAGUCCAAAGACAGCAUCGCCCGGUGGUUCUUCAAGGACUUUCCCAACUUUCAAGAGACAUGUCAAAGUCCCUUUGAUGGCGAUGGGCGGGAGGAUCUGGCAAGGUGGGGCUUCGACGACAGCGAGAAGUUGAGGAAAGAGGUUGAAAAAGAGUGUGACUUUGACGCGUAUCAUGGUAUCAAGCCUGCCUUUGAUGAGCUAGGCUUGGACACCAAGGCAGAGAAAGACGGUGGGCCGAACAAAUGUUUCAAGAUCAAUCAUCGUGACGGUCCUGCUAUCAAAAGGCUCCCGGAUGGUUCUCUCCCUCUUGAGUCAAACCAGUACUACGAUGUGUGCGGUAAGGAGUAUAGGGCAAGUGCAACAGGUGCUACAUACGAGUUCGCUGUUAAUCCAAACGGACUCGUCGUCCUCAUGAACAUCAUGAGCUUGAGUUUCUGCGCCGAAAAAUUCACCUGGUUCCGAAAACCACUCCCCGAAGAGCUACCUCAUAUUGGUACACCCUCGGAUAUAGCAUGGGCUGUCUGGAACCGAGCUGGUGCCUCCAACAUUGCUGAUGUCAAGUACCUCCUUGUGACACAGAUCAUGAACCCAACUUCUCGAGAUAUGAUCAGAACAGCGCUUGGAACACUGCAGCCUCCUCAGAGUGAGACCAAAGUCUGGCCAGGCAGUGACUUUACCAUGGAUACGGUUGGGGGCAGAGCAAUCUUGGGGUCACCGAUUGGACGAUGGGUCGGAUACUUCCUCUUACAGCACAAGAAACAACUCGGUGGCAAUCGAUUCAUUUCAAAGAUCAGAGUCUUUCGGCCCAGUACCGCUUCUCUUCCAUAUCUCGUCUUCUAUGUCGAUCCCACGCCAGCUGGCCCUGGUUCAGCUGCGGAGGUAGUACCUCGUGAACUAGUAGAACUCGAUGGCAGCCUUGAGAGAAUCGGAGAGUCUGAUGGUACGAACUCAUCGCAUAUUGUAAAAAAGAGUGCUGAUGGGAAGCACGUGGUGCGGGAGCAUAUCUUCCAUGGUGGGACUUGGGCAACGAAGUCCGAGGAAGAUGUCAUGAACUUUGGCUUCUGA